AUGGAGGACAGGUCACUUCUAGAGGACUUUGGAGGAGAAAUUCAUAGGAACUUUGACAAUGCUAAUGGAUCGUAUCCACUUGAUUUGGCGGGUGGCCUCUCUUCAUCGCUCAUCAACGGUCAUCAACCAAAUAUUGUAGUGGUAAAUCAAACAGGAGAAGCACCCGGUACAAACAAUAUCCAGCUGGCAAAUAAUUCUGUGUCCUCUCCGUUUGAUGGUACCAUGCCACCAAAUAUAGUGGCAGGACAGUCAUCGAUGUUUUAUGAUGUGCUGCCACAUCAGCAACCGCACUUUCUAGACAUUUUUGCUCAGAUCCCCACCAUCUUGCCACAUCAAACGUCUAUGCAGCAAGGACAGCUACCUGUAUCGUCAAUGCACGGUGCACCUCCACGAGCUAUAUCUAAAGCUACUACGGCAAGAAGGAAGUCAAGUAUUGGAACGGUGCCGGUCAGCCAAAGUAAUAAUUCACUUCCCAGUAGUAGUAUCAUCUCUAGCAGUCCGACUCUUCAUGCAAUAACACGGACACCACCCAAGCCUCCGUCAUUAGAUUUACAUCACCAGCCUAUUACACCACAAACUUACAAUUAUAACUAUAAUAUCGUACCGCAAAUACAGCAGCAACAGCAGCCCCACAAUCCUAGACAUCCAGCCGCUCAGGCACUCGUAGAAGGCUACUCAUUCGUCCAACAUCCUCAUCACGCACAUCAUAUACCAAACGGUUUCUUGUCUACAAAUGGUGGACUUCUGCAUCAAUCAUCUGCCGAACGACCACCGCCCGUGCCUCAGUAUUCUAAUAGUACAGCAGUUAAAGGCAAAUCCACAAAGAAACGUCAUCCAGCUGCUCAAGCUCUUGUUGAAGGAUAUGAGCCCUUGUCUGCUGAACGAUGGGAUCAGACGCUCGAUAUUAUUAGUGGAAAUAUUAAGCCUCGGCCGCAAAAGGCACGCAAGAUUAAUUAUGGGAGACAGGUUGCUGCUGAAGCUAAAGAGGCUGAGAUGGUCGAGUCUGCCAGAUUGGCAGAAGCAAAUGCCAACGCCGGACCCCAAAAGACACGAGCAGUGCCAAACUCAAUUGGUGUACAGCGUCGUCGAAACUGUACAGUAGAAAUUACAAAGACGAUUCUACGAAACUUGGAAGAUUUGAUUCGUCAACAAGCAGAAUCUCUAGCUGCAGCUGGCUUCAAAAUGUCGAAUACGGAUGAGAAGGCCAUACGCCGUGAUGUAUUAGCCGAAUUAACAGAUCGAUUCCGCAUUGAACGACCAAUACUGGAGAAACCUGUCGAUGGAAUAUCAUCCUUACCUCGUAAUCGCAAUUACAGUAAUUUCAACUCUACGGUCAUGUUACAACAACCGCAAAUGUGGCCUGCUCAUCCUGGCCAAAAUUUCAUUCAGCCACCAUUUAUUCAACCACCGCAUGAUUCGAUUAUGGCUGAUAUGGUUGAUAGCCCACUACCAAUGGAUUUAAGAAUGACUACACCGAUAGAUGGUAUAGAUUUGCUAGAUGCUAUUGAGGACGGCAGUGAGUACUUUAAAUUCGAAGAAGAUUACGAUGUGAUGAUACCCAAUAUUCCAUACCCAAUGACCAACUACCUGUCAUAUCGGGACACAAACACAUAUGCAUCAUCUGAGUCGUCAAACCACUCUUCAGCCGCACCAACUACAUUAGCUUCGCCAACUCCAUCUAUAUCACAGGGUAGUAGUAGAACAGAAUUGAAUGACGUUACUAGCGGUGCUGAAUCCGAAGAGGAGGGUAUAUCUGCUCAAGAGGUCGGACAAACUCCUGGUGAAGCUCUAGCUGGAGAAUUGUUACGGUGGUUGGAUUCUAUGGCUGGCGAACAGGAUUCGCCGGUAAAGCAUCGUUUGAUCACGUCUAUGGUCGAAUCGUAUCCAACACAAGAGUUGAGAGCGUUGGCUAAACGACUUGGUCUUGUUCGUGUACAGUGGCAUUUUUGUACUGUGCAGGGGUGUUAUAAGACAUUUACGGAAACAACCCAAUUGAAUCGCCACAUCAAAGAAGGCCAUACCAUAAGACUGUAUUGUACCGUACCCAACUGCUUCAAAGCCUUCACAUCUCAGGAAAAGCUAAACAUUCAUAGAGUAUCACAGCAUCCCGAACCAUCUAUAUGUACAUUUGAAGGAUGUGGCAAAUCCUUCCCUAAACUGGUAUCACUUAAAGCCCACAUGACGACUCAACACGCAGCUACAAAACCAUUCACAUGUCCCAUAGAAGGAUGCGGUAAAGCCUUUUAUCGAAAGGACAAUAUGCAGACCCAUGUUAGGAACUCACAUCCACAGCCAGGAGAUGUGGAAGCUAAAGAAAAAGCGGCAGCUGAGGCAGCUGCUAGCAAUAGUAACAAUGAUUCAGCUGCUGCAAAGCACAAGAACUGGACUAGAGGUAUGCCGCUGCUGCCUAGGCCUCCUGAUUUGAUGCGGGAUUUGAUGCAGUCAGUACGAGUAAGAGCUGCUAGUAUGUCUAUAGCUGCUCCUGGAUCUAGUAUAGGUACACCGCCACCAAGUAUGCCGUUAGUGCUUGAUGCUACGGCUAGAAUACCUCAGUAUACGCUUCCGCUUGACGCUCAUAGCUUUGGAUUGCCGACGUCAGCAACAGCAGGAUUGACGACAGAGACAACGACAGAUCCUACAUUUUUGGAGAGUAUAGACCUGUUUGCUCCGACUUUGAUGGAUUUGGACAAGCAUCAUUAA
Synchytrium microbalum is the source of this 2700-nucleotide messenger RNA. RefSeq lists its product as uncharacterized. Gene Ontology annotation, biological process: regulation of transcription by RNA polymerase II. Gene Ontology annotation, cellular component: nucleus. NCBI's taxonomy places the organism in Eukaryota, Fungi, Chytridiomycota, Chytridiomycetes, Synchytriales, Synchytriaceae. The transcript has 4 exons. The record is from RefSeq and is a predicted model, not a curated record. Bases 1 to 2700 code for a protein of 899 amino acids.